ACACAGAGCAAGAGAGAGGAGAGAAAGCGAGAGAUGGCCGGAAUUGUCACGUUGAGUGCAGCCUUGCGGUCCAGAGCUGGCCGAAGCGCGGCCGGAAUCCUCGCCAAACAUGAGGCAGCCCCCGCACUGGCCACCGGCAGCGAGAACUUUCUCCGCCGCCGGAGCUUCUGCUCGAGCGCCUCCCGCUCCCCUGCUGGCAGGACCACCAGAAUCCAGGAGAUAAUCGAGAAGGAGGGCGUCGCGCUCCUGCCGGGCUGCUACGACGCGCUGUCGGCCGCCAUUGUCCAGAAAGUCGGCUUUAGCGCCGGCUUCAUCUCCGGAUACUCCGUCUCCGCUGCGCGGCUUGGGAAGCCUGAUAUCGGCCUCAUGACGCCGCCGGAGAUGGCGGAAGCUGCCCGGACGAUCUGCUCCACUGUCCGUGAUAUCCCGUUCAUUGCAGACGCCGACACCGGCGGCGGUAAUUCCCUCAAUGUACAAAGGACGGUCACAGAUCUGAUUGCAGCAGGUGCAGCGGGAUGCUUCCUUGAGGAUCAAGCAUGGCCCAAGAAGUGCGGCCAUAUGCGCGGCAAGCAGGUUAUACCUUCAGAGGAGCAUGCUGCAAAGAUUGCUGCAGCAAGAGAUGCCAUAGGGGAUUCUGAUUUCUUCCUUAUCGCACGGACUGAUGCCAGGGCAAUAUCAGAGAAAUAUGGGCUAGCAGAGGCCAUAUCAAGGGCCAACCUGUACAUGGAGGCCGGAGCUGAUGCCUGCUUUGUUGAUGCACCAAGAAGCGAUGAUGAACUCAGAGAAAUUGCACGACAGACAAACGGUUACAGGGUUGUUAACAUGAUAGAAGGAGGUGUUACUCCAUUGCAUACCGCAGAUGAACUAAAGGAGAUGGGGUUCCAUCUUAUCUUGCACUCUACCACCACCCUUUAUACAACAACCAGAGCCUUAAUGGACCUGUUGCAAAAGAUGAAGGAGACAGGAUCCAGCAGGGGCCAUCUUGACAAGCUGGCUAGCUUUGCAGAAUUCAAUCAGUUGAUCAACUUAGAGUCUUACUUUGAAAGAGAAGCUCACUAUGCUGAAUACAAAGGCACACUUGAUGGUCGGAAUCAACGGAAGAUCAGCAAUGAAUCCCUGUGAUAACUUGAGGAUUUAAUGUGUGCAGCCUGGUGGUUGAGAUCUUGAUGCAGUCCUGAUCUUGCUUUAGCUGUAUGUGAGCAACACAGAGCAGAUGAUUAUACGAGCAGAGAGCUUGUUCUUUUCCCAUGUUAGUUUCUGUCUGUGAAAUGUUGGGAUUUACAGUAAUAAAAUGAUUUAUGUCAUAGUUCAGGUGGGUGCAUGGGAGUACUUAGUGUCUCUUUGUAGGGUAAUUGGUUUCUAAUUCUUAUAUAAGAGCAGUUGUGACUAUUGCUUAUUGGUUUCUAA
Messenger RNA from Nymphaea colorata (pocket water lily), 1407 nucleotides. RefSeq names its product carboxyvinyl-carboxyphosphonate phosphorylmutase, chloroplastic-like. NCBI's taxonomy places the organism in Eukaryota, Viridiplantae, Streptophyta, Magnoliopsida, Nymphaeales, Nymphaeaceae. The transcript is spliced from 7 exons. Gene Ontology annotation, molecular function: catalytic activity. The coding region runs from base 34 to 1122 and encodes 362 amino acids. The record is from RefSeq and is a predicted model, not a curated record.